Molecule: messenger RNA, 423 nt
Organism: Cyprinus carpio (common carp)
Lineage: Eukaryota; Metazoa; Chordata; Actinopteri; Cypriniformes; Cyprinidae
Gene: atp5mk
Product: ATP synthase F(0) complex subunit k, mitochondrial
Source: RefSeq, a predicted model, not a curated record
CGUGAGCGUAAUCCAAUGACUGCAGCUCGUUCAGGCUAUCACCGCGAGGGCGGGACUUCCUCAAAGCAUUCACUUUCCGGCCACUCCAUUGAAGGGCACCAGUUUGCUUGUCGACUGCGCACAGAAAUCAUGGGAGGACACGACGCAGGAACUCACCACCAGUUCACUGGCAUCGCCAAGUACUUCAAUUCAUACACAAUCACAGGCAGGAGGAAUUGUGUGCUGGCCACAUACGCCAGUAUUGCUGCCCUUAUCCUCUUCUUCAAACUGAAGCCCAAGAAGCAAAAGGCUGUGAAAUCAAGUUAAUUUAUAGAUGUUUCGUGAAGAAGCUAGGGGUGCGGGAAGCUGGAUGUCCUUGUUUUGAUCUCAUCUCUGCAGUUUAACUAUGUAAAGAAUAAAAACAGAUCAGUUGUACCAAACAAA